CAGAUUUGGACCGAAGUAAUUAGCUUGUCGUCAUACCGCUGCUGUUUAAUUAGGAGAGGCACAGCUUUCUCCAGGGGAGUAGCUUCAAAGGGAGAUAUAAAGAGGACCGACCUCCAGAUUUUUCUUCCUUCAAGAAUCUCUCUCUCUCUCGGAGAAGCACCGCUCGACUCUUCGCAGCCUCUGACAAACGGCGCCGGCGACGGCGAGGAUCUCCGGGAGAAGGACGAUCCGCUGGGCCCCAUUCUGGGACCUGUGACUCUGUUCUUCAAGCAUUCUUUUUCCUGUGACCCUCCGAGCGGGCUGCGGAGCAUCCCUUGGCUUGGCUGUGAUCUCCAGUUGUCUAUUUGGUGGACAACAUCAUUUGCAGGUGGUGAAAGCAUGAGGUUGUGGUCUCUCCUUCUUCUUCUUGUUUGCUUGCCUACGCUGAUCCUGUCGGAAGAUUACUCCGACGUAACCGUCAUCGUACGGGGCUCCAAGACGAUCGCUGCGACCAGUGAUGAGUUUAUUUGCGCUACCCUUGAUUGGUGGCCUCCGGAGAAGUGCAACUAUGAUCAGUGCCCAUGGGGAAAGGCUUCUAUCUUGAAUAUGGACUUGACUAAUCCGUUGCUAGCUAAAGCUAUCCAGGCUUUUAGCCCACUACGCAUCAGAGUCGGAGGCUCCUUACAAGAUCAAGUGGUAUAUGAAACACCAAAUUUAGGAUCUCCAUGCAGACCAUUUACAAAGGCUUCAAGUGGCUUGUUUGGAUUUUCUAAAGGAUGCAUAACCAUGGAAAGAUGGGAUGCAAUGAAUGAUCUGUUCCUCAAUACAGGUGCAGUUAUUACUUUUGGUCUUAAUGCACUUCGAGGGCGAAAGCAGAUACGUAAAGGUGUUUGGGGAGGUGCUUGGAAUUCAAGCAAUGCCCAGGAGUUUAUGGAAUAUACUGUUUCAAUGAACUAUCCUAUUGAUUCAUGGGAAUUUGGUAAUGAACUGAGUGGAAGUGGAAUCGGUGCAAGCGUGGGAGCUGAACAAUACGGAAAAGACCUGGUUGCACUUCAAAAGAUCGUCAAUCAGUUAUAUGAAAACUCUAGCAAACCAUUGGUGCUAGCCCCAGGAGGAUUCUAUGACAAACAAUGGUUUGCUAUGCUCCUUGACGUCUCUGGGCCAAAUGUUGUCAGAGGAAUGACUCACCAUAUUUACAAUCUUGGUGCUGGUAAUGAUCCACAUGUGGCCAAUAGAAUCUUGGACCCGCAGCAUUUAAGCAGGGUUUCAGACACAUUCAGAGAUCUCCAGCUCACGAUACAACGACAUGGACCAUGGUCGGCUCCGUGGGUCGGGGAAGCUGGCGGAGCAUAUAACAGCGGCAGCCGUACCGUUUCCAAUACUUUCCUGGAUAGCUUCUGGUAUCUUGAUCAACUUGGUCAGUCAGCAAAGUAUGACACCAAGGUCUACUGCAGACAGACUUUAAUUGGAGGCAACUAUGGCCUCCUCGACACCGAUACUUACGUGCCGAACCCUGAUUACUACAGUGCCUUGUUGUGGCAUCGACUAAUGGGGAAUGGAGUUCUUUCCAUAGACUUCGGUGGUACUUCAUACUUGCGUGCCUAUGCGCAUUGCGGGAAGCAGAAGGGCGGUAUCGCUCUCCUCUUGAUCAACCUGAGCCAAAACAUGGGGUCCAUGGUCACCGUCAGGAAUGACCUCAAUGUCGGCCUAGCGCAAGGGCAGGGGAUAACAAGGGACAGCUCCUUUGUUCAUGGCCUGAAGAGGACGGUCUCCUGGGUCGGGAGCAAAGCCUCCGAUGGGCUGGAGAAGAGGGAAGAGUACCACCUGACAGCUGAAGACGGGAACCGUUUUGCGCGCACCAUGCUGCUGAAUGGAGUUCCUCUGGAGCUCACUGAAGAUGGUGACAUCCCUCCGAUGUACCCGGUGCAAGUUUCUGCCAGUUCACCUAUCUAUGUCGCGCCGCUGUCCAUCGCCUUCGUCGUCUUCCCAGAUUUUGAGGCUGAUGCUUGCUAGCGAUGAACUGUAGUUUUUAGAUAGGAUACCAUGCGAGUUUUUCAGCUACAACAAUAUAGCGCUUCUCAACUAUACAAAUACUGAAAAUGAUUUGUGUUGAUGUGUUCUGCCCCAAUUGGGCCACCUAUGUUCAACAAAUUCACAAUAAAGAAAAGCUCAAAAACUUUCUCCUGAUA
This is a messenger RNA of Triticum aestivum (bread wheat), 2168 nucleotides long. Its product is annotated as heparanase-like protein 1. The coding region runs from base 379 to 1992 and encodes 537 amino acids. NCBI's taxonomy places the organism in Eukaryota, Viridiplantae, Streptophyta, Magnoliopsida, Poales, Poaceae. The transcript is spliced from 10 exons. Gene Ontology annotation, cellular component: plant-type cell wall; membrane. The record is from RefSeq and is a predicted model, not a curated record. Gene Ontology annotation, molecular function: beta-glucuronidase activity.